UGUAUAAAAUGAUGCAGGUAAGAUAAAGCCUCUCUCUUUCUCCGUCUCUCUUCUCUUGCAGAUGCUCUGGCGUCUGGAUGAGAUGGACAGCCUGCAGGCUCCAUGAGCGCUGAGGCUGUGUAAAGUCAUUCGGCUGUUUUAGUGCAAACAUCCCCAGAGGAGUUUUGUGUGUCAUCAGGACCUUGAGACACACCCCCCCCCGCCCCACACACACACGCACACACACACACACGCACACACAGAUGUUCAACGCCUCCUUCUCGCAGUAGACCUGGCAGACUUCUGAUCUCUAAAAGAUUGAUGAGGCUCUGUCCGGGCACAGGAGGCCUGGCACUGUGUCGAUAAGGCGGCUUUCAUUUCACCACAUUUCAUCCCUCCUUUCUUCUCCUCCCUUCCUCCAUGCUGAGGGAUGCAGGGCUGCUUUUAAAGCAUGGGGGAGGAUUAUGACACACCAAGCAGUGAGAAGGACAGUGCAAUGAACAGGAAUCAUGAAAUGCUCUAGAGAGGACAGUCCCGUGUUCUUCUGCUGCUCCUCGUUGGACGGCCGUGUGGUGGUCGAGCAGGACGCUGGAGUCGGCAUGUUACUGUCAAGCUGCUGGAGCUGGAACAUAGUGAAGCUACUGAGGGACACUCAGAGCUGAGGGUAGCUGAACACACAUCACUCACACACACACACACACACACACACACACACUCAGAGUGCUUCACACAGGACAAUGUGCAACAUCUCGUUCUGUGAUGUGGACAGUAAGGUGGAUCAGUUCUUCCAGCCCACGCUCUACAUCAUCGUCAUCGUUCUGGGGCUGCCCACUAACUGCAUGGCCCUGUGGGCUGCCUACAUGCAGGUCCGCCAACGCAAUGAGCUCGGCAUCUACCUGAUCAACCUCUCGGUGGCCGACCUCCUCUACAUCAGCACUCUUCCUCUGUGGAUCGACUACUUCCUCCACCACGAUGACUGGAUCCACGGUCAGGAGAGCUGCAAACUGUUCGGCUUCAUCUUCUACACCAACAUCUACGUCAGCAUCGCCUUCCUCUGCUGUAUAUCGCUGGACAGGUACCUGGCCGUGGCUUAUCCUCUGCGCUUUGCCAAGGUUCGACGAAUCAAGACAGCUGUCCUGGUCAGUGCCAUGGUGUGGACGAUCGAGAUUGUUGCCAACUCUGCUCCACUCUUCCACGACGAGCUCUUCCAGGAUCGCUUCAACCACACCUUCUGCUUCGAGAAGUACCCCAUGCAGGACUGGGUGGCCGGGAUGAACCUCUACAGGACUUUUCUGGGCUUCCUCGCUCCGUGGACAGCCAUGCUCGUUGCGUACCGCGGGAUCCUGGCAGCGAUACGCUGCAACGUCUCCACGGAGCGUCAGGAAAAGGCCAAAAUCCAGCGGCUGGCACUGAGUCUGAUCCUGAUCGUUUUGCUCUGCUUUGGACCGUACCACAUCCUCCUCCUGGUGCGGAGCGUCAUGUUUCUGAGGAAGCCGUGUGACUGCGGCUCAGAGGAGACCUUGUUUGCGGCGUACCAUGUGUCUUUAGCGCUGACCAGCCUCAACUGUGUCGCUGACCCCAUUUUGUACUGUUUUGUCAACGAGGGGGCUCGGCACGAUGUCGGCCGAGCUCUCUCUGCUUUGUUGUCUGCAGCCUGCCACCGGCGCUCCUCGUCCUCGCCGUCGCAUGCCGACAUACUUAACGCCGGUUCGGUCACUAUGGAAACGCCUCUCGCUGCAAAAAAGCAGCCUUGUGUGUACGCCGCUGGAGGCAAGACAAGCAGCUAUAAGACUGAACUGGUGGCUCUGAAGGAGGAAUGUCUACAGAUGACCAUCCUCAGUGUUAAGAAGUGACCUUCAUUUAUGUGUAAGAGGUGAAAACAGCUCAGCGCGGUGAUGGGGGAGACUCCUGACACCGACAGGGCCUGGCAUCUUUAAGCCUGGCAGGCUGAAAUCAGAGGAUGGGUGUUACGCUAAAUGGCUAAAUAACAAGCCAGGAUGAGAAUGAGAUAGAUGAAAUACAGAAGACAUACAGUGUUGUCUGUAGCCAAGGUAGCAGCUUGCUGUGAGGUUGAAAUGCUAACACAUCAAGGAGACCUUAAGGGACUACUUUGCUGCUGUUAGAUCCUCACCACUAGUCAGGCAAACAAGAGUUCAUGGUGGUGGAGCUCAUGGUUAUAACCAGAGGGGUAUCAUUAAGAACAUCUCAGACUCCCAACAGAUUUGAGUUUGUUUAACUUUCAUUACUUCAAGCUGUAGUUUGUCAGCCAAUGAAAAGCUGCACUGCAAUGCUAAUGUUAGCAAGCAGUGCUAAUGACCGAAUGCAUACAUUUUGUCACUUGCUAAAGUGAAGAAGGCUAAUUUGACCUGCUGCUGGUAACAUAUGAAGGCUCAGUGGAUCUACAAAGUCCUCUGGAUUAAACUCCAGUGGAGCCUUGAUAUAUGUACCAGAUUGAAUCCAUCCUGAAGGGGUUAAGAUGUCAAAGUCCUGAACAAAGUCCUGGACCAUUAUACCAGCUGGCAUCCCCCACUGAUGUCGUUAACAAGGAUGUGAUAAAUCACAACAGCCUGGAUAUCUGGAUGGUUUCCAAAGGUGUCAGAAGUUAUUUUGGAUGAAUAAUAAGACCCUCUGUGCAUGGCUGAGUGGUCUGAGAGGAGACACCUUUGCAUUCAGACUGCAUGGACCCCCAACAGGACGAAGUGAGGAUGCAGGACAGCAGAGUUUGUCUAACUAAUAUGCAUCACUUUGAAAUAGGAAAGAAGAAGAGGGGGGGAGGGGUAACAAAAAUGAUUGUAGAAUACAGGUCAGAACAUUUUUUUAAUGCUUGGAAAUGUGUUUACUGUAUUUGAUGUUUUUGGUGGAAAUAAUGAAGCCUCGUUAAGUACCUCGUCUAAGCGUGUCGACGUGAUAGCAAGAACGUGUCUCUUAUGUCAUGUGAGCAAUGGUUCUUCUUCUUCUUCAUUCAGUGUCACAGCAGACAGCCAAAUUAUCAUACGACUGAGCUGACAAAGAAACCAAGAGCCUCCGACUGCAUCCCUGCAUGAUUUCAAAGUCCAGUUUAUCCGUUAUUUCAACGACAUCGUGUUGAGCGCCUCGUUCAACAGGAAAACAUUCAGAAAUUCAGAAGUCAAGAAGAAAGAUUCAAAUGCAGUUUAAGUGCUUUAUAGUUCCGACCAUCUCUUUCUCAAUCCAAACUACAUGCUGGGGCUUUGACACAUGCUGCACAGUUCACCUGAUACUGUUUACAUUCUUCUUCAGACGGAUGCCUUUUAACUACAGUCAGGACUCAGCUACAUACAGUGCAUUGUGUUUGAAUUGUUUCUAGUAACACACAGCGUACAACACAAACUCUCUUAUGUAACCUUCCUUUUGCCUUAGUUUAUACAUUCUUUGUUUGCUGCUAACAUGUUUCCUUAUAUCAGGGACACAAAUUAACAUUUAAGUAUAAAAAUGUAUUUCCUGUAAAGUCAAAAUGUCAUCCUGAAGACUUUCCAGGAUUUCCACAGAAAUCGAAAUCCAGAGGUCAGAACACACGCUGACCGUUUGAACGAUGGAUCUUUAACUUAACUCGUUUAAAUUGCUGGAUUGCUGUCUUAUUUUGCAUUAUGUUGACAACUUUCUGCCGCCAUGACAACACGAGAGAUGUCGAGGCUUGAUGUGCAAAAGACAGAAUUCUUAAAAAUGCUCAUUUUGUUAAACGACAACUUUAUAAACGAGUCCCUCCCCCCAAAGUGACCCAACUCCAUUCUUGCAAUUGAACAAAGAUUGGAUCUUAAAACUCAAUGACGUAUCCUAAAGCAGAGGUUUGAGUACCGCACAUGAAAUAUAAACCUGUUUCACCGUAAAGACUGAACACAGCUGUCACAACAAAGGCAUCUCACAUUUCUAAAACCAUGUUUGUAGCUUUAGCGUGGUCUAAAUGCUUCCUCCAAGUCUUCAUGUGCAAUCAAAAGAGGUGAUAACAUUUCAACAGACUGUCUGUUUUUACACGCAGACAUUCCUGUUCUUUAUCCAGAUCUACUGCUCAAAAGAUUACAAGCUAACAUUCCUUCAGAGGAGGCUCAGAGAACUCCUGUUUGACACAGUGCGCUCAUGGUGACAGACAGGAAGUGAGAGUCAGUGUUCAAAUAUGAUUAAGAGAUGUCAGAUAUGUCAUCUGUUCUCUGUUCAGGAUGUUCAGCCAGGUGUUUUCAGCUCGUCACUGUUGACCUUCACGCUGCUCUCUUUGCUUCUGUUGUGCAUCUGUAUGUCAGCAUGUGUGAGAGAGGAGGUACCAGGCUUCAUGAUGUGUGUUUGUUCAGCAACAAUGUCAGUGAGAAAUAAUAAAUUAUGCAUACUACA
Molecule: messenger RNA, 4320 nt
Organism: Labrus bergylta (ballan wrasse)
Lineage: Eukaryota; Metazoa; Chordata; Actinopteri; Labriformes; Labridae
Source: RefSeq, a predicted model, not a curated record